AUGAAUAAUUAGGGUAAAAGAAAUUUACCAAGCCACUUACAAUAUGAUACUGUUAGUCCUGCAACUAAAUUGCUAGAAAAAAGAAGGAAAAUGUAUGAAGUUCAUGAGGCUUUUGAAGCAUAGAGAGAGGAAUUUUAAAAACAAGAGGUCAAGUUUAAACUAGAGGAAGAGAAGAUUCGUUCAAAGGACAUGGAAAUACAAGAAUCUUUGAUCAAGUUUUGCAAGUUUUUAUAAGAUAAUGAGGCAAAAAAAAAGAGAGCAGAAGGGAGACUGGAAGAAGAGAAACGAUAAAAAUUGUAAAAGGAAAAAGAGAUAUAAGAAUUGAAUGGACUAUUGCAGGAAUUAUCAAAGAAAUAAUAGAGGCUUGAGAAGAAGGUUACCUCAAUGAAAAAAUAUGAAGAAUAUUUAGAUAGCGUUGCAAAACAAUAUCCAGAGUAAUAUCAUGAUAUGUCAUCAAUUUUAGAAAGACAUAGUACAUUAUCAAGUUAAAAUACAAAAUUGGUUGAGGAGCAUUCAUCCAUGGAAAAUUUAUAUGAAAAAUUGAAAUAUGAAUCAACCUAAUAUGAGAAGGACAGAAAUCACGAAAUUUUACAAUUCAAUAAUGAUAGAAGAAAUUAGAAGAAAAAAUAUCAGAAAGAAAUUAAUUAAUAUAAAUUGUAGAAGCUUCAGCAAAUGAAGCAUCAUCAAAGAAUUUAAGUCUAGGAAGGAUUUUAAUGGCCAUUGAUAAUUUAUUUAAUCGAUAUUAAGCAUGAAUUGGAGGAAGCAAAAUAAGAAAACAAUAAAAAGGAUGAUAAAAAAUUAAAAAAGGAAGAGAAUAAAAAAUAGUAGAAUAAAAUUGAGGAGAAAAAAGAAGAGGAUGAUAAUUAUGAAGUAAAGAGCUAAUAAGCUAUAUAAAAACUAAAAAUUAUAUCUUUAUAUUUAAAUGAUUUUAAAAAAAUAAUUUUUGGAUGUAAAGAAGAUUAUAAAAAAGCAUAAAAUAAAUGA
Paramecium tetraurelia is the source of this 984-nucleotide messenger RNA. RefSeq lists its product as uncharacterized. The record is from RefSeq and is a predicted model, not a curated record. Lineage: Eukaryota; Ciliophora; Oligohymenophorea; Peniculida; Parameciidae. The transcript has 4 exons.